This is a messenger RNA of Castor canadensis (American beaver), 4379 nucleotides long. RefSeq names its product ribosomal RNA processing 12 homolog (gene Rrp12). The record is from RefSeq and is a predicted model, not a curated record. NCBI's taxonomy places the organism in Eukaryota, Metazoa, Chordata, Mammalia, Rodentia, Castoridae.
UGAAGCCGGGUAGGCUCCCACGUGGGUUGUGUGAGUGGUUCUGAGUCGAUGGAAGCCGGUUCUUUAAGCUCAGUGGCGGCCAAGGUUUAGUCAACAUGGGUCGCUCGGGGAAGUUGCCCUCCGGUGUCUCGGCUAAGCUGAAGCGCUGGAAGAAAGGUCACAGCAGCGACAGCAACCCCACCAUCUGCCGCCACCGCCAGGCCGCCCGGAGCCGCUUCUUCAGCCGACCCUCAGGAAAGAGCGACCUGACAGUUGAUGCUGUGAAGUUGCAUAAUGAGCUGCAGUCAGGGUCCCUGCGCCUGGGCAAAAGCGCAGCCCCUGAAACCGCCAUGGAGGAAGAUCCGGAGCUGGCUGUCACCGAGAAGUCCUCGGGCACAUUCCUGAGCGGCCUGUCCGACUGCACAAACGUCACCUUCAGCAAAGUGCAGCGCUUCUGGGAGUCCAACUCGGCUGCCCACAAGGAGAUCUGCGCGGUGCUGGCUGCUGUCACUGAGGUGAUUCGCUCCCAGGGAGGGAAGGAGACCGAGACUGAGUACUUUGCUGCUCUGAUGACAACAAUGGAAGCAGUGGAGUCUCCAGAGUCUCUUGCUGCUGUCGCUUACCUGUUGAACCUUGUCCUGAAGCGUGUGCCCAGCCCUGUGCUCAUUAAGAAGUUCUCAGAUACCUCCAAAGCCUUCAUGGACAUCAUGUCUGCCCAGGCCAGCAGUGGCUCCACCUCUGCCCUCCGAUGGGUUCUCUCCUGCCUGGCUACCCUCCUCAGGAAGCAAGACCUAGAGGCCUGGGGCUUUCCCAUCACCCUUCAGGUGUACCAUGGGCUGCUGAGCUUCACUCUCCAUACCAAGCCCAAGAUCCGGAAGGCUGCCCAGCAUGGCGUGUGCUCAGUCCUCAGGGGCAGUGACUUCAUGUUCAGUGAAAAGGCCCCUGCCCAUCAUCCUGCUGCUAUCUCAACCACCAAGUUCUGCAUCCAGGAGAUUGAGAAGGCUGGAGGCUCCAAGGAGGCUACCACAACACUGCACAUGCUGACACUGCUCAAGGACAUACUGCCUUGCUUCCCAGAAGGCCUGGUGAAGAGCUGCUGUGAGACUCUCCUGCGGGUCAUGACCUUGAGCCAUGUGCUGGUGACAGCCUGUGCCAUGCAGGCCUUCCACAGCCUCUUCCAUGCCAAGCCCAGCCCAGGCACCCUGUCAGCAGAGCUCAAUGCCCAGAUCAUCACGGCCUUGUAUGACUAUGUUCCCAGUGAGAAUGACUUACAGCCUCUUCUGGCCUGGCUAAAGGUCAUGGAGAAAGCCCACAUCAACCUGGUCAGGUUGCAGCGGGACCUGGGACUUGGCCACCUUGCUCGAUUUUUUGGAACUGCAAUGACCUGUCUUCUCUCUCCUCACUCAGCAGUGGUGAUAGCUGUCACCCAGAGCCUCAAGGAGAUCCUGAAGGAAUGUGUGGCUCCACACAUGGCUGACAUCGGCUCUGUGACCUCCUCAGCCUCAGGACCUCCCCAGUACAUUGCCAAGAUGUUCAGGGCAGUGGAGGAGGGCCUGACAUACAAAUUCCACGCGGCAUGGAGCUCCGUUCUGCAGCUGCUAUGUGUCUUCUUCGAGGUGUGUGGGAAGCAAGCCCAUUCUGUGAUGAAGAAGUGCCUCCAGUCCUUGUGUGACCUGCGUCUCUCCCCUCAUUUCCCCCACACGGCAGCCCUAGACCAGGCAGUGGGGGCUGCGGUGACCAGCAUGGGACCUGAGGUGGUGUUACAGGCUGUGCCUUUGGAAAUUGAUGGCUCUGAAGAGACUCUGGAUUUCCCUCGGAGCUGGCUGCUACCUGUCAUCCGGGACCAUGUCCAGGAAACUAGACUUGGUUUCUUCACCACCUACUUCUUGCCACUGGCUACCACCCUGAAGAACAAAGCAAUGGACCUGGCCCAGGCAGGCAGCACAGUGGAGUCCAAGAUCUAUGACACACUCCAGUGGCAGAUCUGGACCCUUCUGCCGGGGUUUUGCAUAAGGCCCACGGAUGUGGCUGCCUCCUUCAAAGGUGUGGCGCGGACAUUGGGCACAGCCAUCAGUGAACGCCCAGACCUGAGAAUCACUGUGUGCCAGGCCCUGCGCACCCUCAUCACAAAGGGCUGUGAGGCAGAGGCCGACCGUGCUGAAGUGAGCCGCUUUGCUAAGAACUUUCUGCCGAUCCUCUUCAACCUGUAUGGACAACCUGUGACAGAGGGGGACACUCCAGCCCCUCGCCGGGCUGUGCUGGAAACUAUCAAAACUUACCUCAUCAUAACCGAGACUCAAUUGGUGAAUGGUUUCCUGGAAAAAGCCAGCGAGAAAGUACUUGACCCUGCUAGCUCAGACUUUACCAGAUUGUCUGUCCUGGACCUGGUCGUGGCCUUGGCUCCUCAUGCUGACGAAGCUGCCAUCAGCAAGCUGUACUCCAACAUUCGGCCCUACCUAGAGAACAAGGCCCAUGGGGUGCAGAAGAAGGCUUACCGUGUGCUGGAGGAGGUGUGUGCCAGCCCUCAGGGUCCUGGGGCCCACUUUGUGCAGAGCCAUCUGGAUGACCUGAAGAAGACCUUGCUGGGCUCUCUGCGGAGCACAUCCUCACCUGCCAAAAGGCCCCGUUUGAAGUGCCUCAUACAUAUUGUAAAGAAGCUCUCAGCUGAGCAUGAGGAGUUCAUCGCUGCCCUUGUCCCAGAGGUGAUCCUGUGCACCAAGGAGGUAUCGGUAGGUGCAAGAAAGAAUGCUUUCGCCCUGCUGGUGGAGAUGGGCCGUGCUUUCCUGCGGUUUGGCUCUAACCAGGAAGAGGCCCUGCAGCGCUACCUUGUCCUGAUCUAUCCUGGUCUCGUGGGCGCAGUGACCAUGGUCAGCUGCAGCAUCCUGGCCCUGACCCACCUCCUGUUCGAGUUUAAAGGGUUGAUGGGGACCAGCACAGUGGAGCAGCUCCUGGAGAAUGUGUGCCUGCUGCUGGCCUCUCGCACCCGUGAUGUGGUCAAGUCUGCGCUGGGAUUUAUCAAGGUGGCAGUGGUAGUCAUGGACGUGGUACAUCUGGCCAAGCAUGUGCAGCUGGUGAUGGAAGCCAUUGGGAAAUUGUCAGAUGACAUGCGGCGGCACUUUCGCAUGAAGCUUCGGAACCUGUUCACCAAGUUCAUCCGCAAGUUUGGAUUUGAGCUGGUAAAGGGGCUGCUGCCUCAGGAGUACCACAAGGUCCUGGUCAAUAUCCGGAAAGCUGAGACCCGGGCCAAGAAGCACCGUGCCUUGAGCCAGGCUGCUAUGGAGGAGGAAGAAGAGGAGGAAGAGGAGCCCAUCCAGGGCAAAGGUGACAGCAUUGAGGAGAUUUUGGCUGACUCGGAGGAUGAGGAGGACAAUGAGGAGGAGGAACGAGGCCGGGCCAAGGAGCAGCGGAAGUUGGCGCAACGGAGAAGCCAGGCAUGGCUAAAGGAGGGUGAUGGAGAUGAGCCCCUCAACUUCCUGGAUCCCAAGGUGGCCCAGCGAGUCCUUGCCACACAGCCCGGGCCUUGCCAGGGCAAGAAGAAGGAUCAUGGCUUCAAGGUGAGCGCCGAUGGCCGGCUGAUCAUACGGGAGGAGGAAGAUGGCGACAAGGUGGAGGAAGAGGAAGGCACUAAAGGGGAUGAUGACGAGAUGGCUGACCUGACAGAAGACAUGGGCAUCAGGAAAAAGAAGCUUAAGCGACAGAAAGAGGCUGAAGAGGAGGAGCUAGAGGUGCCCCCUCAGUACCAAGCUGGAGGCUCUGGCAUACACCGCCCUGUGGCCAAGAAGGCUGUGCCUGGGGCUGAAUACAAGGCCAAAAAAGCAAAAGGUGACAUGAAGAAGAAGGGUCGGCUCGAUCCCUAUGCCUACAUCCCGCUCAACAGAACCAAGCUCAACCACAGGAAGAAGGUGAAACUUCAGGGACAGUUCAGAGGUCUGGUGAAAGCUGCCCAGCAGGGGUCCCGGGUGGGACACAAACUCCGCAGAAAGGACCGUAGGCCCUGAAGUCCCAGGACCUCUAUGUCGCUCUGCCAUCCAGGCUGAGGCUCCUUUCCAGCUCCCCAAGCUGCUUCAUACCAGCUCCAGGUGCACAAAAUUGGCAAGACCUGGACUCAGAGUGUCUCGUUGGAACCAGGGCUCAGCUCCCGGAGAGACAUCUAGAAUUUGGGAAAGUCCAAAUGAGAACUACCAUUUAAAGACACCUGGACACCUGAAGAUGGGGCCUGUGGCCUCACUGCCUCUGAGUUGGCCCCAUGAGGCUUUGUGCUUUCCACCCAGAGUGGCCAUGAGCAGAAAGUGGUGAUCUGCGUUUUCUCAGCUGCUGCCGUGUGGCACUUUCUGCCUGGCUGUGGUCUGGGUGUGUGAGGUCUGCUGUGAUCAGCUGUAGAAUAAACAUAUCGCCAUACC